AUGACUCCCUCCCCAUCUCUUGAAUACGAGCGCUGUCUCGACGAAGCGCUAGCCGACUCGAGAUUCCUGCAAGUCUUAGCGGGGAAUCUCCUCGGAAGCCUUCAACGCAAGCAGUACGAGCUGCAGCAGACCUCUCCAUACGAAGAUGAUCCCGUGUCGGCUGCGACUACCUUGCAAAGCAUCGAGGACCUCAUCACCUCCCUCCAAAGCAUCCGCCGCGACAUCGACGCCAACAUCGAGUCCUUCUACAACACCCCCGCCAAAACAUUCCUCCAGUCCAACAUCGAACAACUCACCGCCAUCUACCAGCUCUGGUACAUCCUCCCCAAGCUCCGCCCCUUCAUCCCCGACUCGGCAUCCGACUCGCCGGGGUCCGAAGAGCAGUGCAACAUCACGUACAGGACCAGCCCUGCCGCGGAGAUCCAGGCAUGGAGGGAGACGAAAAAGAGCGUGAGCGCGAGUGCUUGCUUCGACCGAGAGCCGAGGUCGCUGUCCGUGGUGCCGCCGAGUCGGAUGUUGGAUCGGGAUGUGAAGGAAAUUCAAGACGGAAGGGCGAUGCAUGAGGGCGGAUUCGGAAUCUUUUAUCAGCCUUGA
Messenger RNA from Letharia columbiana, 594 nucleotides. RefSeq lists its product as uncharacterized. The coding region runs from base 1 to 594 and encodes 197 amino acids. The transcript has 2 exons. NCBI's taxonomy places the organism in Eukaryota, Fungi, Ascomycota, Lecanoromycetes, Lecanorales, Parmeliaceae. The record is from RefSeq and is a predicted model, not a curated record.